AUGUCCCCUUUCUCUCUUCUUGCCCUUUUUGCGUGGUUCAGCAUAGCCGCUGCCUCCGUCCAGUUUAUAACUCCGCAGGAACAGGCGGUGCUGGAUGUUAACUCCCCCAUCGACAUCGAGUGGUCAUAUCCAGAGAACGCUACCUCAUACCUUGUGGGCACUGAAUAUAGCAUAUAUCUGUGUGCGGGAGGCAAUGAUAAAGGCUCUCAUGAACGCGUGGCACACCUGUUGAAGGAGACUAUAAUCACCAACCCUGUCCAGGCCUCUGCUUCAGUCAAUCCUGAUGUCGGAGGAGAGCAUCUCUAUGGCUACUUCCUGGAGGUGGUCCUUCACGCAUCAAGUGGGAUGCAAGCGUAUUCAAGCCGCUUCACCCUCUCCCACAUGACCGGCUCGUUCUCACCCAGUGUCGAAAAGGGCCUACAGUCCCUCUCAGAGGAAUACGGACAGCCUGCUGUGCGAAUACAGGAACGUCAGGUUCCAGCUCCGGGGGCUGCCGUGCCUCCAGCACCAGGAGCAGCAAACCCUCCAGCACCGGGAGCAGCAGUCCCCCCAGCACCGGGAGCAGCCAACCCGGUACCACCAGGAGCGGCGAAUCCACCGGCACCACCACCACCAGGAGCUAAACCCCCCGCUGGAGCACCGCCCCCUGCCGCCGUACCUCCUCCAGCCGCGGUGCCACCACCAGCUGCACCACCGCCUGCCGUACCACCGCCUCCCGCUGUAGAACCAACAGUAAUCCAAUCUGUGCCUUAUCAGGAACAGACUGGACUCACCAGAUAUGCUCCCUUGCCAAUGCAACCACCAAAGAAGAUUAGUCUUAAAGAUGCCAAACCUCAAUUCCCUACAAGCUCAUACAAAAUUGCUGUCACCUUCUUACCACCACCUACUAUCAAGACUACCAUCUCAGCAUCCGUUAUCCAGACCGCUGAGGCCCAUGAGAACACGAACGCUGCUGCGCCGAUGGAUGAAGACAUGGCGAGAUUCCUCAAGCGAUGGCAAGAUUGA
Microsporum canis CBS 113480 is the source of this 1005-nucleotide messenger RNA. Its product is annotated as wiskott-Aldrich syndrome protein family member 2. Gene Ontology annotation, biological process: (1->6)-beta-D-glucan biosynthetic process; fungal-type cell wall organization; cell wall biogenesis. The transcript has 4 exons. Bases 1 to 1005 code for a protein of 334 amino acids. Gene Ontology annotation, cellular component: extracellular region. The record is from RefSeq and is a predicted model, not a curated record. Lineage: Eukaryota; Fungi; Ascomycota; Eurotiomycetes; Onygenales; Arthrodermataceae.